Molecule: messenger RNA, 2529 nt
Organism: Tetrahymena thermophila SB210
Lineage: Eukaryota; Ciliophora; Oligohymenophorea; Hymenostomatida; Tetrahymenidae
Product: basic region leucine zipper protein
Exons: 2
Biological process (GO): regulation of DNA-templated transcription
Molecular function (GO): DNA-binding transcription factor activity
Source: RefSeq, a predicted model, not a curated record
AUGAGCGCUUCGAAUCAAUAUAAAUCAACUUAAAGCAGCUGCUGCAAUAAUAGUAGCUGCGAAGAUGAAGAAAAUUAUAUUACUUCAUCUAAAUGUCUCAAAUACGAAGACGAUUAAAUCUACGUUACUGAAGAAAAUAGUGAUUCCUUCAGUGAAAAGAGAGGUCUGGUUUCAAACAAAUUUUCACUACAAAGCCAUGAAAAGACAUAUCAAAUUCAAUAGCAGAAACUGAAUGCUAUAAAAAAUUUAAUAGACACAAGCGAUCAAUAAUAUUGUCAAUAAUUUGGAAAUAAUAUUACUGAGUCUCAUCCGCUCACAAGUUUUGUUCACUCUUAGCUUUAAAAUAGUGAAUACAACUAUCAAAGCUAAGCCUGUUCAAAAUCAAAGAAAGAAAUACUCAAAGAGAAAAGAGAUAAAAAGAAAAUGCAAAUACAAGAAAAGAAAUAGGCUAUCUAAAUUUAGGAAGAGCAAGCUGAAAAAAAGAAGGAAUACUCAAAGGAAGAAAAGGCUGAACGUCAAAAAAUUAAAAAUCGUGAAAGUGCUUAGCUCUCUCGUGACAGAAAGAAAUUGUUAGAAAAUUAAAUGCAAUAAGAUUUAAAGUUUUUAACUGAUGAAAACAAGCAGCUCUAGUCCAUGAUAAAUUAACACUACACAUGCUAACAAUGUGGCUUCUUUAAUAAUCCUUCAUCUAACACAGCAACAACCAAUACUACCACUGAUAACAACACUAAAUAACAAUAUUAAAACUGUAAAGCAAAUCACAUUCAACUUACUACCGACUCAAUACAAUAAAGAUACUAACAAGGAAUUUAAAAUAUCGAUUAAGCUAACUAAUAAGGAACCGAUAAUAACCCCAACUCUUCAGGAGCUGUAUACUAAUUUUUUGAUUUUUCCAGGACUAGUGCUCCUAUUAUGGCAGCUUCUCCUAUUAAUUUGUGCAGCUUUGGAAAAGGUGCAUGGAGUACAGCCUUUGUCAUAUUUAUUAUAUACAUGAUGCUUGUCUUUUCUGGAUCCCAAUAAGAUGGCAAUGGAACUUUAGGUUCAAACUUCCGUAACUUAUAGUUCGUAGGGCCAAACGCUUAAUUAUUUGAACAAUACAAAAACUUAACCCAAGAAGAACUCUUAGAAGAACUGCUGAAAUAAAUACAGCUGCUCAAAGAGUAAGAGAAAGAUGAGCAACUUAAGUAACUUAAACUUAUUCAAAUGCUUGCUAAUGCUGCUGUCACUCUAAAUCAUACUCCUGGAACUGAAGAACCUACUUCAACUCCUGAAUUAAAUGAAUUAUAAAAGUCUAAUUUAGAAGAGAGCGAAAAGGAUUUCAUCAUUGAGGAAUCUCAAUCCUAGACUUCCUCUUCCUCUACCGCUGCUAAUAGUGCUUUGUUGGAAAAGAUUUAAGCCUUAGAGAAAGAAGUUGCAGCAGACUCCGAACCACCUAUACAACAAUCAUUCUUGGAUUUCUGCUAAAAAUAUAAAGAAAUUCAAUCAAAUAACGAAGAAGAAAGGAGCUAUUAUAAAGAUUUAAGCAAAAAGCUUGAUGAAUUAUAAAGGGAAAAGCUAAUGCAGCUCGAAAGCUUAAAAUCUAUUUAUUGUGUCAGUUCUUCUGAUACUCCUUUUUAGGGAAGUAAUCAAGCCGCUACUGCACAAAAGAAUACUUAUGAAAACUAAAUGUACAAUCCUAAAAUGUAGUUCCCUACUCCUUUCUUCUCUGAAAAGCAACUCAAUAGCAAUUAUUUGAAUCCUUCAGUUUUGUAAGAAUAGAGCUUAGAUAAAUUAAGAAAUACAACUACUGAAUAAUAGAAUAACAACAGAUAAAAUGCCUAUCAUAACAGUCCACCAACCUUCGAUAACAUCAGCUAAUUCUUUAAUGACACUGCUAGUUUUAGAGAAGAGGGUAUUGACUCGUCAUUGGAUUCUUCAUAGAGCCUUGAUGCUGUCAAUAACAGAUAGGAAUAGUAAUUCUUGUAAGAAUAAUAAUAAUAUCAAUAAUACAGAUCAUAAGUGAGAUAGAAUAAUAUGUAAUAGUAAUAUUAUAAUAAUUAAAAUAUUGAAUAGUUUGAGGAAAAUCACGAAAAUAUUAAUAUGAUUGGUGAGGAAGAAGAUCCUUUUAAUGUGGCCCCCCAAAUUAAUACCAAAAAACCAAGUAUUAAUUAUUAUGAGUUGAUGUAAAAGAAGAGUGUUGAUAUUAAUAACUAAUAAAACUAACAUCAGGCAUAACAACAAUAAUAUCAAUAAUUUAACCCCCAAAAUUAAGCAUAUGCAACUCAAUAAAUUGCUUGUUAAUAUUCAUUCCAACAGAAUAACUUUGCUGAGGAUUUCCAAAACUCCAACUCUACCAACUCUAUUAAUUUAUAGAGUGUUUAAAAUGGAAAAAUUUAACAAUUUAACUUACUUUUCUCCCCAUAAUACAAUUCUGGCAGCGGUAUUAAUAAUAAGGAUGAUGCGCACUUAUUACAUAAUGAUGUUGAAAAGUAUAUUAAAUUCUAAUGUAAAUUCGUAGAUAGUAAUUGUAUUUAAAAAGAUAAUUACUGA